Malassezia restricta is the source of this 465-nucleotide messenger RNA. RefSeq lists its product as uncharacterized. The record is from RefSeq and is a predicted model, not a curated record. The coding region runs from base 1 to 465 and encodes 154 amino acids. The transcript has a single exon. NCBI's taxonomy places the organism in Eukaryota, Fungi, Basidiomycota, Malasseziomycetes, Malasseziales, Malasseziaceae.
AUGGACGACGAGUCGUGGGACGGGGCCUUUGGCCCCCCGAUGGGGGGAAGUACGCUGGCGGAUGAGCUGGGCGCGAGCGAUGCGGCGUGUGAGGUGGCGAUGGUGGAUGAGCUGGGGCCGUCGGAUGCGCUCCUGGAUGCAUGGGCUGCGCAGUGUGCUGAGAUGGAUGUCUACGUGCAGCUGGCGGCGGUGCCGCGCGAGAGUGUGCGGGCUGUGGACGGGGAUGCUGAGCUAGUGCGACUGCUGAUGCAUGUGGGCGACGAGGCGCAGGAGUGUGGUGCGCUUCUGCAGGAAUGCCACCGCCAGACGCGGCAGCUCGUGUCGCUGUGUGAGCACCGCCACCGGGAGCUGGCCUCGUAUGCGGAGGCGGCGGAGCGGCGUGUGCGCGUGCCGCGAGGCGACGACGCUGUUUGGGACGAGGCGCCGAUCUAUGCGUGUCUAGAGAGCGUGUCGUCGGGACUAUGA